UUUCUAGCAGCUGUCAGCUCAACCUAACAUGCUCUAUUUAAGGAGCUUUCUUGCGGUCUCACUGAGCUGACAUGAAUAUCUUUAGUAAGGUCCCAGGAUUAGUUCAACAAACCAGCAAGCUGGGGUCUGUGCUCCAACGUGCCUUCUACGGGUCCAGUGGGAGGGUGACCCUUUAUGAGCAGCGUAACUUUGCAGGCAGACAUUUGGACCUUACUUCUGACUUUGCAAGGCUCAGCGACAAGAAUUUUUCAGAGAGAUGCAACUCUGUGCAGGUGGAUAGUGGAGCAUGGAUCGGUUAUGAACAUGACAACUUCCGAGGUCGCCAGUGCCUGUGGGACAUGUCUGACCGUGGCGAGUACAACUGCUAUGACAAGUGGUGUGCGCAGGUGGAUCACAUCUCAUCUGUCAGAGCCGUCAAGCAGGAUAGCAACCCUGCGAAAGCUCAGCUGUUUGAGCGAACCGGUUUCUGCGGUAAGAAAAUGGAGAUCCAGGAUGACAUUCCGAACCUGAUGAGCCGCUAUAGCCUCGACAGAGUAACCUCAAUUCGUGUACUGGGAGGAGCGUGGGUUCUGUAUCAGGAGCCAAACUACAGAGGAGCUCACUACAUUCUGGAGAAACGAGACUUCAACAACUUCUCAGACUGGGGCAGCCAGAGCCACACUGUGGGCUCUAUGAGAAGAGCUUCAAUUAAUUCAGUUCAUCGACAGUCUGUCCUACUGAUUUUUUUUUUACACAACUAUGUUCACUGUACUCACUUAAAUAAACUGAUACAACCCCGACCCCUCCCAAAAUCACUUUAUUCAAAGAACUGGAGAAAACGUCAAUGA
Messenger RNA from Hippocampus zosterae (dwarf seahorse), 827 nucleotides. It is a transcript of the gene crybgx, whose product is annotated as crystallin beta gamma X. NCBI's taxonomy places the organism in Eukaryota, Metazoa, Chordata, Actinopteri, Syngnathiformes, Syngnathidae. The record is from RefSeq and is a predicted model, not a curated record. The coding region runs from base 72 to 827 and encodes 251 amino acids. Gene Ontology annotation, biological process: lens development in camera-type eye; visual perception. Gene Ontology annotation, molecular function: structural constituent of eye lens. The transcript has 6 exons.